Molecule: messenger RNA, 612 nt
Organism: Nematocida major
Lineage: Eukaryota; Fungi; Microsporidia
Exons: 1
Coding region: 1-612 (203 amino acids)
Source: RefSeq, a predicted model, not a curated record
AUGCGAGGCGAGUACGAAGAUGAGCUUGAGUUUUUCUCUUUUCUUCCGGCAGACUUCCACAUGGACCUGUACCAAGGGAUGAGCAAAAUGCUUGUUUCCUCCCUCGGCUCUUCCCCAGACAUCCGCGGGCGAAUGGACCGCAUUGAAACCGCCCUGCAGAAGAACAUGCUCAUUUUUGAGCGAUUCACGCUGAGAAACAUAUUCACGUUCCCGGAGAGCUUCGUAUACGAGAGAAAGCAGGGCCCCCGGACGGCGCAUGAGCACGGGCAGCUAAAGGAUGAGAUUCUCUCGCUCUCCCUGCAGAAUGCGGAAAUUGCGUCUCUGCGGGAGACUCUGCAGCAGAAGAAGGCCUUCCUCCGGGACGUCGAGCAGAAAUAUGCUGCUCUCCAGGGGAUUCCAGAGCUCUCCGCCGUCCUCGAGGGGAUCCGCGAGCUCAACCGCCUGAUGCGGGAGACGCGAGAAAUGAAAAAGCAGUACAUGCAGGGCGCGCAGCAAAGACCGCGUCCCCCCAAGAAAGAGCUCGAAGAAGAAAUCCGGAAAAACGAGUGUGCGGACCUGGAGAGGCGCAUCCCCAUGAGCGUCCUCUCCCUCCUGGAAAAAACCCUCUCCUAA